Diaporthe citri is the source of this 2112-nucleotide messenger RNA. RefSeq lists its product as uncharacterized. Bases 1 to 2112 code for a protein of 703 amino acids. Gene Ontology annotation, biological process: transmembrane transport. Lineage: Eukaryota; Fungi; Ascomycota; Sordariomycetes; Diaporthales; Diaporthaceae. The transcript is spliced from 3 exons. The record is from RefSeq and is a predicted model, not a curated record. Gene Ontology annotation, molecular function: transmembrane transporter activity. Gene Ontology annotation, cellular component: membrane.
AUGCUCGACGGCAUCAAGGCCGAGCAGAGCUCGAGGAUAUCCCGGCUGAGGCUGCCGGAUCCCAUGAGGCAGGCCGAUGUCCACCCCGACGUCGGGCACAUCACCGACCGACACGAGCGGGAGAUCGCCAUCCUGCGCAUCCUCGACUCCAUCGGCUUCAACUGGCCCGUCUUCUGCGCCGUCGCCAUCGGCUUCCUGGCGUCCUCGUACAGCCUCUUCGCCACCAACUUCGUCACGCCGGCCCUGCUCUACGUCUACCCGCCCGAGGGCUUCACCCACGUAGACGUCGGCGAGAUGCUGGACCUGACCACGUUGAGCGCCACCCUGUUCGGCAUGGUUGUCUUCGGCCACUUCGCCGACCGGGGCGGGCGCAAGAGGCUCUACGGCUGGGAGCUGAUCAUCUUGAUCCUGGCCACGGUCGGCUUGGUCUUGUCCUCCCAGGGGUUCAUGCAGACGAGUGUGGAUGUGGAAGGCGUCCCGAAGUCUUCGAUGAGCAUCUACGCGUCCAUCAUUUUCUUCCGCUGUAUGCUGGGAUUCGGUAUCGGAGCAGAGUACCCCGUUUCGGCUGUGAUAGCAGCCGAAUUCGCGUCCACGGAUACGCGAGCCGUCAUGAUGGCUGCCAUAUUCCUCAUGCAGAGUAUUGGCCGCUUGAUGGCCGUCGGCAUAGGUCUCGGCUCCCUGCUAAGACUCAUGAACCGCUACGACCUCGACAUGGACGACCCAAAUGUAGGGACGGCUGAAGCCAAGGCCAAAAUAGUCAUCGACAUAGUCUGGCGGAUCGUGAUCGGUAUAGGCGGUAUUAUAGCGCUUAUUGCGGUCGGCCUUCGACUUAUCAUACCUGAGUCUCCUAGAUACUUCUCCGGCAUCCAGAAGGAUCUAAGAAAGGCUGCUCUUGCGGUUCAGCAGGUCGGAGGAAAAUUGGAAGAUGACCAACGAUCCGAAAUAUCCGUAUCUUCGGGUGUGCGCCACCGUUUCCACAAAGACCAGGAUCCGACGCCGUGGUUCAAGGCCGCGCGCAAGUAUCUGGUGAGGGAAGGUGGGUGGAAGCCCCUGGUGGGAAUGUCCACGAUAUGGCUGUUGCUAGAUGUGUGUUUUUAUGGGACCAGCCUGGACAGCCCGAGGACGCUGAACACACUGUGGCUGGACAAACCUGCGUCCGACGCAACGCUGAGCAUCUGGAACGCCGACCAAGGCUCGCCCAACGCCACCAUCCAGCGGACCCUGGACAAUAACGCUGUGCGAACGCUCAUACUAUCUUCUAUAUCCUCACUCGUCGGAAGCAUCGUCGCCAUCCCAGUAGUCCACUAUGCAAACCGCAAGAGGCUGCUCAUAGGGACCUCCCUGAGCCUCACGCUCCUCUUCAUCGCCACCGGCGCCAGCGUCGUCAGGACGUACGCGACGCCCGACCACGAGGUCAGCAUGGUGUUCUUCGCACUCGCCCAGUUCAUGUUCAACGUCGGGCCCAACACCCUGACCUUCAUCAUGGCGGCCGAGAUAUUCCCCACCGUCUUCCGGGGCACCUUCUACGGCAUCUCGGCCGCGGCUGGUAAGCUCGGCGCCAUAAUAAUCAGGGCCAUUGUGGCGGGUGCGGGCGACGGGAACAAGCAGCUCGUUGCCUACCUGUUUGUGUUCAGCGUCAUCAUGCUGAUCCUGGCUGUCAUUGCUGUCCUGCCUGGGGCGCUCCCUGAGGUUCAGAGGGAUACCAAGAAGCCACUCAACCAAGCUGCGUUAUCCAGGAUAUCUCUAGAGGCGGCUGACGACGAUUCGAACCACUCGGCCCCGGAGAAUUGGUGGGACAAGACCCUGCCAAGGCGGUGGAGGAGCCUGGCACUCGAGGACAUUGCGCGUUAUCCCCUGCCACAAGACGAGCUUGCGCUUCGGCGCGACGACACCUCCGAACACGAGGAUGAGUAUCCUGUGUCGAGCGGGCCUGUUGUCGGGAGCGGGACCCACGCGCCAGAUUUCUCAUCAUUCCCGUCUGACUUUACGAAUGCGGCUGUGGCGCGGGCAGAUGUUGAGGAUGGCACGAGGAAGUUUGAGGAUGAGGUCACGCAGAGGUUCUCUUCCCCUGUCCCACGCGAGGCUAGCCCGUCGAGGAAGCAAGGUGUUUAG